UGCAAAAUCUGCCCCACCCACUCCAAAACGAGUGAGGCAGCAAAUUGCCUGUUAAAACUCAAGCAAAAUGAGUAUCAAAAAUUAAUUAUAAAGUUUAGGACAGCUCAUGCCCUUGCUAAAUCACACCAGAGUUUUAAUUUCUAUAACACCAUCUGCCGGUUAGACAAGGUCAAGGGCUUAGAUGUGGGAAAGAGUUACUUAAACGACAAAGCAGCAGCCUCUUUCACUAAAGCCAUUGCCGAAGUUACUAGGCAAAAAGUGCUGCAGAAACUUCGCCAGUCACCUUUUUUUUCUUUUACCAUCGAUGGAGCCACUGACUUUACCGGAGAGGACUUGGAAAAUAUUUAUGUCAGAACUUGUAUCCAGGGGCAGAUACAGGAUACAUUCCUGUAUAUUGGAAGCGCUGAGUCUGCAACAAGUAGAGACAUUCAUAACCUGAUAUUAAAAGUAUUCGAAGAAUAUGGAAUUUCCGAUGUUUUUGAGAAGAGGCUUGUGGGAUUUUGUGCUGACGGAGCCUCCAACAUGCAAGGCCUCAAGUCUGGACUAGCUGCACUGAUACGGGAGCAGCAGCCAUACUGUAUCAUUACCCACUGUCUUGCUCACCGGCUUGAGCUGGCUUUCAAGGAUGCCAUCAAAACAUCAUCAACCAGCAAACUGUAUGACAAAACCUUGACGCUGCUGAUUGGGCUGUACUAUUUGUAUCGUAGAAGUCCAAAGAUGAAAAAACAGUUGAAGAAUGCAUUUACCACAAUGGAGAUCAAACAGGUUCUGCCCACGAGGAUUGGUGGUACGAGGUGGUUGCCCCAUAUGGAGCGAGCCAUCAACGCUUUUUUGGGUGGCUACAGGGCUAUCCGAGCUCAGCUCGAGACCGGAUCUCACAACAAUCCAAAGGCAGAGGGACUGGCGAAAUUGGCAUCAGAUGGACACGUGAUCAUCUACAUCCUACUACUGAAGUCUGUUGUGCGGCAUCUCCAGAAAUUGUCCAAGUAUCUGCAGACUACAGGACUUUCCUUAGCUGAUGCUUAUAAUCGAGUGGCUGCAACCAAGACAGUCCUGCUGAAUAUGAUGGGCAGAUUUUGGGGACAAAGAAGUGUUCACCUUAGUGAACUAUUUCUCAACACAGCUACAGAAUGUGGCUAAGGAUAUCUCCAUGGAGGAUUACAUGGACGAAUGGCAGAUUCUGCGAUCUCUGGUGUACAAGAGGUAUGCUACUGAGCUGCAAAGUGGGACUCUGACAUUGGAAAAAGUUCUUAAGGGUUUGGCAAGUCAGAAACUGAAUAAUGUCACCGGGUGCUGGAUCUCUUGGGCUCAUUACCACCAACAUCCGU
Molecule: messenger RNA, 1328 nt
Organism: Mercenaria mercenaria
Lineage: Eukaryota; Metazoa; Mollusca; Bivalvia; Venerida; Veneridae
Exons: 6
Coding region: 523-1140 (205 amino acids)
Source: RefSeq, a predicted model, not a curated record